Messenger RNA from Elgaria multicarinata webbii, 2808 nucleotides. It is a transcript of the gene EPO, whose product is annotated as erythropoietin. Gene Ontology annotation, cellular component: extracellular region. Lineage: Eukaryota; Metazoa; Chordata; Lepidosauria; Squamata; Anguidae. The coding region runs from base 551 to 1090 and encodes 179 amino acids. The transcript is spliced from 5 exons. The record is from RefSeq and is a predicted model, not a curated record. Gene Ontology annotation, molecular function: cytokine activity; erythropoietin receptor binding; hormone activity.
GCUCUGGGACCUGCAGGGGAAGAGAAAAGGGGGUCUCUUUUCCCCCCUGAGCAAACAGAGGUGGGAGAAUUUGAAAAGCGCAAGGCGCGAUCCACCGCUCCCAGCAACGCAUUCUCCGCGUUUGCAGAGACUGGAUCCACGUCCCGGCGCUUCCCCAGCCAGGGAUCCUUCUGAAGGAGAAGAAAUCAGGUUUUGCAAGUGGCCGUCAGGGUCUUGAGACAGGAGGAGGAGGAGGAGGAGCCGGCGACGUCCCUGAGGCGCUGGGCCCGGUGGCAGAGCCAGCAGAAGGCGCGACAGGCGGCACCGUCGAGAAGAAGGUCCUUUGCAAACUCACCUUGCCAGGUGGAUCGCCUGUGACAUUUCUCGGGCUGAGCAGUGGGGCUUUGAGUGGAUCCGGAGAAGGAGAGAGGAAGAAGGGGGGGGUGUUCACCACCCGCCACUCCUGGCGUGACCCAGCCGUCGGUCCGGUCGGUAGCCCCGAAACGGCCAUCCAUGGCUGACCAUGGAGCGCGCGGAGUCCGCUAGACUCUAGGACCAUGAAGCUUUGGCUAUGGGGAUACCUGGGCUGACUCCUUUCCUGUUAAUUUUGGGAUUUCUGGCUUCGGCCCUGCCUGCUCCCCUGCGGCCCCUCUGCGACCAAAGUGUCAUGGACAAAUUCAUCCAAGACGCCGGCAAACUCGAAAGUGAAAUCGUGGAGCUUUGCGGCAGGACUUCCUGCAGCUUACCUGAACACGUCACGGUGCUGGACACCCGGGUGAAUUUUCCGGCGUGGAAUGCCAUGAAUAGGUCGAGGCAGGCGUCUGAGGUGUGGCGGGGCCUGUCGUUCCUCUCUGCAGCCGUCCGCCAAGUCAGAAGCCAACAGCCGGCAAUGCAGCCGUUCCUCCGCCAGCUGGAGGUGGGAGAGAGUUACCUGCGGAGCAUCCGAGAGAUUCUGCGCGGCCACAGCGCCCAGGCAGCCCCCCACGACGAGAUCUCGCCCCGCACUUUGACGGUACAAACUGUGAACAAGCUGUUCAGUGUUUAUUCGAGUUUCCUUCGCGGAAAGGUGAAUUUGUUCAUCGCCGGGGCCUGUACGGGCAGCGGCAGGUGACGGCGGGAAGGCUGCAGCAUCGCUCACCACUCCACAUGCUGGCCCCAUUGCAAGGGGGGGCCUGCUUCGCCAGCUGAUAGAGUGACGGCUUGCUCGAUUGGCAGGUUUGCACACACGCACACAUGCGCCCCACGACUCCACCUGGAUUGCAGUUCUGUCCAAAGGGAGGGCCUCACCUCACCAGCAAGGAUGACAGCCCAGAGGCCGCCGUCGGGCCUUCCUGCACCUUGAGCUGCCUGCACACGGCUCCUUCCAGCUCCAGGCUCCACGCGUGGAAAGGAAUGAUGGGAUCGUUCGCCCUGGGCGGACGGAUGCCUUUCUCCCCAGAAUAGACCCAUGCAAGGCAUGAGGCUGGCUGGCUGGAUCUCUCAGCCGCCCCCAAAUUGUGAAGAGGGGAAGGAGACCCAUCCAGCGGACCGAGCGAUGCAGCCUGGGCAGGCAAACGUCCGCAGAGGCCGAGGUCCGUCUAGCUCAGCGUUCUGCUCACACGACCAGCUGCGUCCUGCUACGCCUCUGCAGUGGAGGGAGGCGAGCCGCGUGGCCAUCAGGGUGAAGGCAAGGCCUCUUCCGCCACCGCCACCCCAAGACCCCAGGAAGCCUUUCCCCAAGAGGGAGGGAGAGGAGCCCCCCCCUCUACAGAGCGAGGUGGGGCCCAUCCCAAACGCUGCAUCGGCCGAAGCCAUUGCGCUGCCGGGGUCAAGCGGUGCAGCGACAGAUUCUCCCCGUGGCCGAAGAGACGUGUCCCAGCAACCUGUCCUGCGGCCUCUCUGGCUGGCACGUGGCCGUGGAGGCUGGUGGCUCCAAUCUCAGUGGGGCGGAGAAUCCACUCUGGGUCUCAGUCAGAACGAGCCAGAAAGGAGCUCUCCAAGGUGAGAAGCACCUUUACCGUUCUGGCUGGUUCUGGCUGAAACCCGGAGCGGAUCCGGCGCCCCGCUGAUGUUGGAGCCACCAGGCUUCACUGGCCUGGUCUUGUUCACAGCUGCGCACGCGAUGUAGAUGAAUCGGUUUGGGCGGCAGGCUGGAAGGGGAGGAGAGGAAGGCGUGAGACAGAUACACUGGUGAUGUGGGGAGGUUUGUGGGGGGAGAUGAAAGGAGAGAAGCACAGCAAGGAUUUGGUGAGGAAAGGAUGUGGAACCAAGAAGUUUGGUAGAGGAAGGAAGGAAGGAAGGAAGGAAUCCUUCGCAGUUCUCCAGUCCCACCAAGGAACAUCUACGGGACGUCUUUUCUAGGCCUCAGAGGACCUCAAAUGUUUGACAUUGGGGACGAUCCGGAGCUGGUUUCUGGGAAUCGCCAAUUUCGCAAAGCAAAAAAUGCAUGUGAAUAUUUUUGUGGUGGGCUUGUGGUGGUUCUAGGCACAUGCUCACAUGCUCACGCAGAUCCUGGGAAGGCGGAGGGAUGUUUUCACAGUUCUAUCCAAACUUUUUUUUUUCUGCUAUGAACGUUCAAGGCCAAAGUAGCUUCUUUCAAGCUGCAGUCCUACGCCCGCUUACUUGGGAGUAAGCCACCUCAAAUUGAGUGGGAUUUACUUCUGCAUAAACAUGCAUAGGAUUGCACUGCGGGGUUUUAAAGCAUUGACAGUAGAAUGGAGCGAUUGGGAAUGGGCAGACGGACGUGGGAGAAGGGGUGAGCUUGAUAAUAUGACUGGCAGGUGUCAAUCAUAUCACUACCAGGCUUGGGAAGUGAAGCACUGCCAAAUCUUAAAGUUGAGCCAAUUUGGA